CCGCGUCCACUCGCAGCCGGGCUCCUGAACGGCAGCUCAAGCAAACGUAAGCGAGAGAGAGAGAGUGAGAGAGAGAGACACACAGAAAGAAAGAGAGGGACAGAAAGAGAGAGAGAGAGACUCGACAGAGCAGCACACACAGACAGACUGAAACACACACACACACACACAGAGAGAGAGCAGAAAGUCAGGGAAGUGGAGCAGGAGCCUCGCAGGGGGGUUGAGGAGGUGAGCGAAGGGUGAAAGAAGGGAGAGGGAAAGACAAAAGGCAGGAGAAGCGGAGGGAAAUGGCUUCGGAGGAGACCGCUGGAGGAGCGCGCAAAGCCACCAAGAGCAAACUAUUUGAGUUCCUCGUCCAUGGAGUGCGACCUGGCAUGCCAUCAGGAGCACGAAUGCCACAUCAAGGGGCUCCAAUGGGGCCUCCAGGACCACCAUAUGGAGGAAGUCCUGCUGUCCGGCCUGGACUUACCAAUCAGUCCAUGGAGGCCAGUCGCAAACGGCCCAAUCCUUCACAGCAGCAGAUCCAGCAGCAGGCCGUACAGAACCGAAACAGAAAGAAGCCUGUUGGAUUUCCUGGACCAAAUGAGAUGCCAGGGAGGCAGAUGGACUUGAGAGAGACCCAAUCAGAUCCCACACUUGGAUCAAAGUUUUCUGAUGAAUGUUGGGGAAAGACAUCCAUACUAAGAAAAAAGUGGAGUACUCAAACAGAAAGAAACUCAAACAGUGCCAAGAGGAGGAAGAUGGCUGAUAAGAUCCUUCCACAAAGGAUUCGUGAGCUUGUUCCAGAGUCACAGGCAUAUAUGGAUCUGUUGGCAUUCGAGCGCAAAUUAGACCAGACCAUAAUGCGCAAACGGGUGGACAUCCAAGAGGCACUUAAGAGACCCAUGAAGCAAAAGCGUAAGCUGCGUCUCUACAUCUCCAACACGUUUAACGCUGCCAAGCCUGAUGCAGAGGACUCUGAAGGCAGCAUUGCAUCUUGGGAGCUGCGUGUGGAGGGCAAACUGCUAGAUGAUCCAGGAAAGAUGAAGAGGAAGUUCUCCUCAUUCUUUAAGAGUUUGGUGAUUGAGCUCGACAAAGACCUCUACGGCCCUGAUAACCAUUUGGUUGAGUGGCAUCGUACCGGCACCACUCAGGAGACAGACGGUUUUCAGGUGAAAAGACCUGGAGAUGUUAAUGUGCGCUGCACCCUGCUGUUAAUGCUGGAUUACCAGCCUCCUCAGUUUAAGCUGGAUCCGCGUCUGGCUCGUCUGCUGGGCAUUCACACACAGACCCGCUCCAGUAUUAUACAGGCCCUCUGGCAGUACGUCAAAACCAACAAGCUGCAGGACUCGCAUGACAAAGAGUACAUCAACUGUGACAAGUACUUUCAACAGAUCUUUGACUGUCCACGUCUGAAGUUCUCUGAAAUUCCCCAGCGCCUCACCAACCUUUUACUGCCCCCCGACCCUAUUGUCAUCAACCACAUCAUCAGCGUGGACCCUAAUGAUCAGAAGAAAACGGCGUGUUAUGACAUCGAUGUAGAGGUGGAAGAUCCUCUUAAAGCACAAAUGAGCAGCUUCCUGCUCUCCACAGCCAAUCAGCAAGAGAUCGCCUCUCUGGACAACAAGAUCCAUGAGACCAUCGAGUCCAUCAAUCAGCUGAAGAUUCAGAGAGAUUUCAUGCUCAGUUUCUCCAGAGAUCCCAAAGGCUACAUCCAGGACUGGCUCAAAUCCCAAAGCAGAGAUCUGAAGCUGAUGACUGAUGUUGCGGGGAACCCGGAGGAAGAGAGAAGAGCAGAGUUUUAUCAUCAGCCUUGGUCUCAGGAGGCUGUCAGCCGUUACUUUUAUUGUAAGAUUCAGCAGAGGAGACAGGAGCUGGAACAGGCUUUGGCCUUGAGGAACACCUAGAGCUCACACACGAACAGGACGCCUCAUUUGGGACAACACUGCCUCCAUGUGGAGGACUCGCCAUUACUUUCCACAGUGUUAUGAGGGUUUGUGUGCUGUUGUCACUGUGAUCUACAAUCUACAAUACUGGACCGUUGUACAGUACGUGCAUUUCAGCCAAUCACGCUGCCGCGUCUUCCAUUUCUAGAUCAAAUCAUCUCACGGUGCACUAUUUGGAUUUCUGUUUUUUAAUACCACACGCACAUUCACCAGCAUUAUGAUCUCGAAGACUUCAGAGCCGGCUUUGUCUCGUAGAUUUAGUCUGCACUCGUAUUCGUUUUGAUCAAAAAGGUCAUUUUAUAUAUGCUGUUCAGUGGUGGAGCUACAAUAAUUAACUCCAUUAUUUACACUUCUAUUCAAAGUGUAUGUAUGACGUAAUUUGAGGGAGGCAGCUUUAAAGAGAGCAUCAUCAAGUAUUAACUCAACUUGUGGCCUACAGGGUUUGCCACAAUAAUGACAUUUAGCUGCCUUUGUUAGGUCAGCAGUGUACAUAAACAUGGAAAGAUUGAAGGAGGUUGUUUUGAUCACAUUUUUAAAGGCUAUUCUGCCAUAGAAAGGCAGAACACAUUAACUGCAACCAUUGAAUGAGAAUACGGUUGAAAGAUCAUUUAUUUGGCCUCAACUUUCACUCUACUCUUACUGAGUUAUGUGUAGUUGCCGCAUUUUUAGGACAGAACUGACAUGAUGGUUAGCUUUCUUUGAAGGAAUUUGAGAAGCUUUCACAUAUGAAGAAAUCAUCCCAGUGACACAGGAUGUUUGGAAAUAUGAUCUGCCAGUUAAAUUGUGAUGUACUGAAUACUGUGUCUGAGAAGAUGUUUCAACACUAUCUGAACUGCUGUUGGUGAACACUGAUCCUUUAUAUUUUGAAGCUUUGCUUUUGGCGUAUGCUGCACUUCACAGCAUGUCAGAUCAAAAUAUUUGAAAGAUUCAAUAUUGAAUCAGCACCUGGCCAAAUUUGGUUUAGAGGUUGGGAUACACACCUUGAGUGUAAAUUAGGAACAUUUGACAUUUCUUUAUGCUUCGCCAAAACCUAUUUUGUGCACAUGACCAUCGUGGAGAAUCCUGCAUUUAUGUAUUCAUUUGAUUGUUUCAGCAGUGCAGUUUAAAUGACAUCCUGUGGGCAAUUGUGCCUGUCACUAGUGUCACUCCAUAUAACAUCAUCAGAUGUUUCACCAAAGUCUAAAUUACUUUUUAAAAGAGUGUACAUAUUUUGACUAGAUGAAGGACUUUUUAAAAGAUGAAGGACACGCCAUUUUUCCUUAGCUGUGCGUUUUAAAAUUGCUUUUUGACUCCUAGAGUCUUUGCACUAAAUGGAUCAUGCUCCAAUCGCUUUCCAUUAUGUCCCUUAAACUAAAGAAUGAAGGAUGAACAAGGGGAAGACAUGUUGAAGUGUGGAUCCACUAUACUGCCACCCGGCUUGAUCACUGCAGUAUGGUUCUGAAUUCUCCUUGGUUUACUGUCAGCUGAAGGAUGGCUCGUCCAGGUCUGAUGGUGUGUGUUCUUGCAGUGCCUGUGAACCUCGCACUCACAUCUUCUCAUGAGGAGGGAGAAGUCACCCAGAGUAUUUUUUCAGACCUAUGCAUGCUGCAUGGACACAAUUUUAUACUUUCAUACAAGGACACGAGAAACCUUCUGACAGUUUGGGAUUUGAUCAGAAGAGCACUGAGUUUGCUUUGUGGCCCACUGUGUGUGGGACACGAUCGCCUCUACAUACAGCAUCAACCUAACAUGUAUAGCAGAGGCCAUUUAGGUCAUUUGUUAUGUUGAGUCGUUUUGUUUUGUCUUUUAAAAAGACUUUGCGAUUUAAUAUGUGGGUAUUAGAAGCACACUGACAAUUUAUACAGAGCCUGUUGGGGAACAACAGCACCUCCUAUCGGGUCUUUUGGGUACUACAUGUAUAGUCAGCCAUUUUGAACACGAUCAACUUGAAUUUGUAUAUCGGUAAAACAUCUGCCUGUGUUGCUGCUGUGGUAGCAGCUGAACACGCUUUUCUGUUUCUGUGUGUAAAGUAAUUUGCUCUUCAAGCCACCAAGUGUUUAGUGUUAGCAUCUCUACUGCUUUUAAUCGUAGCAUAUUUGCAGUAAAUGCCUCAUGCUGCUCUCCAGGGCUUCUGUAAGGGAAAAUUAUCCAAGAUUGGGUGCUAAUUGGCAUCACUUUUGAUUAAAUGCCACACACGUAUUUAAAUACGUCAUACUAGAGACUUUUGGACUUUAAAAUCUUUAUUAUAACCAUCAGGGGCCAGUUUCAGUAACCAAACCAACAUGGUAAUCAGUCUUGCUAUUCAGAUUCAAUCUUACUUUUAAAAUGACUUUAAAACAAAUUGUGAAUUCUCAAGAAAAAAAUGAGAUAUUUUUUAUUAUCUAGGCAGUGUGUAUAGCUGGCCUCAGUGUUUUAGCGUCAAACCUAUUUGAUCCUGAUUUGUUAGUUUAAGAACUGCCUAAUAUGAAUAUGGUUAUAAUGAACUCCUGUGUGUUUCAUUUGUUUUGUUUUCUCACAGUCUGUUCGUUUUCUUCUGUUCAGCAAGAGAUCAAAGCUACAGAUAUGCCUGUGUAAGAUAGUGAGGAUGUAAAUAAACAAGCGCUUGCCAAAGUUUGUGAAUGGAACACGA
Danio rerio (zebrafish) is the source of this 4533-nucleotide messenger RNA. NCBI's taxonomy places the organism in Eukaryota, Metazoa, Chordata, Actinopteri, Cypriniformes, Danionidae. The record is from RefSeq and is a predicted model, not a curated record.